AUGACAGGAGAUGGGUCAGCUGGGUUCUCCUCGGGCCCAUUCAUAUUGUUCCCAAAGCUGCAGCUACCCGAGAAGCAGCGAAAGCGCCACGGGAAGCGAUCUCCCGCGCUGGAUUCUCAGAAGAGAGAAAGGGCUUCCCGUCAUUCCCUGCGCGAGGGCGAAGCCUCUAGGGUCGGGCUCCAGUCCUCGCCGGCGUCCCCUUUUCCCUACCAGGACACCGUACGCCGCUGUAGCCAUGGGAACCUAAGAUCAGCUCCCAUGCCCUGGCCGCAGGCUACCUUUAACCGGGUGUUCGCCGAGUUGGCGCCACUAACCGAUAGGAUCCGGGAUGGCUUCUCGGGUGCUGCUGGGGAGACCCUGCCGAGCCUCAACAACCAUUUGCCCCUAUGCACGGCCCCGGCCUCGGCCCUGUCCUCAGCUCCACCCCAGGCCCCAAAUCCGCCCCGCGAGGUGCACGUGAGGGGCUCUGCAGAGAUGUCCUGCGUUCCCGACCGGGCCUUGGUUACGGUGAAGGUCAGCAGCACCAAGAACUCGGCAGCUGAGGCCAAGAACAGCGUGAGCCGCCGCCUGGACUACAUCACACAGAACCUGCAGAAGCCCGACGUACAGGCAGAAAAUAUAACUGUGACAAAGGAUAUUAGUAGAAUAGGAAAUGCUUAUCACAUGGAAGCAGAGGUCAGCAUUAUAUUCUCUGAAUUUGAAAAAAUGCAGAAUAUUUGUAACCUUUUCGUGGAAAAGCUAGAUAGUUCUGUUAUCAUCACUCCUCCUCAUUUUUACCAUACACCAGGAGCUAUUGAGAAUCUUAGACGUCAAGUUUGUCUCUGUGCUGUUGGAAAUGCGUGGCGAAAAGCUCAAGAAGUGUGUCAGCUUGUUGGUCAAUCACUUGGAAAACCUUUAUUAAUCAAAGAAGAGGAAAUAAAAGAAUGGGAAGGGCAAAUAGACAAUCAGCAAUUAUCUGACCUUACAAGUUCUCUAAGUAUGCAACAGAAAAUCCAAACUGCAACUGUAUAUGUUUUUUCCAGGGUAUUUUUAAACUUUGAGGUUAAGAAAAAGGAAAAGAAGAAAAAGAUGAUUUAAAAUUCUUUAUAACCAAGCAUUUUUUGGUUUUGUAUCUAAAUGCUCAAAAUCAUGAUUAAAUUUGUGUAAUUUAUAUAAAUUUGUUCUUUAUAUUAAAGUUAAUAUUUCAUAUAGAAUAGCAGGUUUUAUGUGAGCUAAAAAAUGGACCCUAUCAAUUUCCAGUGCAGUAUUAUCAUAAAUUAAUCUGCAUUGCUCUUAGCUUCUACACUACAAUCCUAAACCACCAAAACUAAAUACUUGAUAAAAUAUUAAAUGAACUUAAAAAUAACUGAAAAAUCAAUUAAAAACUAAGUAAUUCCAUUUUUGAAAAUUCACUGAUUAAUGCAUUUUCUUAAUAUGGAACAUACAUACACACUAUUAGACUUGAGUUUCAUGUUAAAGGGAUAGACAUUAUCACUUCAGGGAGAGCUUUUUCUUUUUUUAAAAUGUUAACCACAGUUAGGCUAAUAUGGCAACUAUGAAAGUGAGUAUAAGGUUGGAGUCAGGCUUAAAGAAUGGCAUAAGUGAACUCCUAUAGGAGGCACUACUAGCUUCAGUGAUAGGAAAGAGAAUGAUGCAAUAAGGUAGGUAAAGGAAUGUUUUCAAAACUUUGACUAUUUAAAUUGCAACAGUUGGGAGAUGAAACUAUACAUGUAGGGAUCGUUAAAACAAUUUUUACCAGACUGGAGGGACUAGGAUCAAGUAAGAGAAGAAAACAAAAAAACAAAACAAAAUGAAGUUUGUAUUUUAUAUAAAUGACUGAUGUGUAGUGAUUUUAGCUAUAAGAAUCAAUAAAUAUAUUUGAAGGAG
Gracilinanus agilis (Agile Gracile Mouse Opossum) is the source of this 1866-nucleotide messenger RNA. It is a transcript of the gene IRAK1BP1, whose product is annotated as interleukin 1 receptor associated kinase 1 binding protein 1. The transcript has 4 exons. The record is from RefSeq and is a predicted model, not a curated record. Lineage: Eukaryota; Metazoa; Chordata; Mammalia; Didelphimorphia; Didelphidae. Bases 1 to 1077 code for a protein of 358 amino acids. Gene Ontology annotation, biological process: canonical NF-kappaB signal transduction; immune response.